Molecule: messenger RNA, 1539 nt
Organism: Aedes albopictus (Asian tiger mosquito)
Lineage: Eukaryota; Metazoa; Arthropoda; Insecta; Diptera; Culicidae
Product: transforming growth factor beta regulator 1
Exons: 2
Coding region: 218-1411 (397 amino acids)
Biological process (GO): regulation of cell cycle
Cellular component (GO): nucleus
Source: RefSeq, a predicted model, not a curated record
UGUCAGCUUGACAGCGAGAAAAGUCACAACAAACACCCCCGCACAGCUCUUUCGCAAAACACCUUGUUCCAUCGUUGUGCUGGUGUGCGUGUGUUACCAUUCGUUUGUAUGACCAAUCCCGCAAGCAAAACUACUUGGUGAGCGUUUCCAUACACAAACUCAAUACUCCGCCGCGUUCGCUUUCGAGGGCCUAUUUAUCGCGUUAUUUUUUUCUUGAAUGAAAAACCUCACGCUGGUGGCAGCAAAUCGACGACGCGAUUACGUAUAUGCUGUUGGCUUGCAGCAAGUGCGGAAAAAAGUCCAUCAUCGAUCGCGACUGGAACGAAAAGAGGCACUUCAACGACUGCUGCUGCUCCUAGCGGCGGGCGGCGCCAAAGCGAUGCAGAACCAAACAACAUAUCCGUUUCCCGCGGUCCCGAAUCCGGCGGUUAACGAAAGAUACCGUCGCAAGUAUCGGCGGCUCAAGCGAAUGAUGAAAAAUCUAGUCUUCGAAAACGCUGCCCUUUGUGAUCACGUUGCCCAGAUCCAGGAGAACAUCCUGUUGGUGAAGGAGGAACGACGGUAUCUGCUGAAGAAGUUGCUGGAGCAUGAGAACGAUAUGGAAACGCAGAUGGGAAGGCCGUGUAGCAAACUAAACGAAUUGAUAGCCAAUAGUUUACCUCCAAAACGACAGUACAAAAAGCGAGCGGUUCCGGAUGGCAGUGGAGCCGAUUCGACGACGACUAAAACCAAGGGCCAGUCGAAAAAAGGGCGGGCCAGUGCGGAUAAGAAUAAUACAAAGAAAAACGUUCAGCUGAACCAAUCAGGCCAUCCUACUUAUCCGAUGACGGUGGCCGGUUUCACUAUCUACAACCUGGGUGAAAUUGUCCCUGAUCGACCGGGAUACAACACGGAAUAUACAAUUUACCCAGUGGGAUACACUGUUACUCGACCGUUCGGCCACUUGAAAGACCCGCUAAAGAAAUGCAUUUACACCUGUCGUGUUCUGGACAACGGUGACGCUCCGCGGUUCGAAAUCAUCCCGGAAAAUGACCUCGAGCUAACGAUAUCGGGCAGUUCCACUGAUGCCUGCCAUGCCACCCUGCUUCAAUGCAUAAACGCUUCCCUGGACUGUCGCAGUAUUGACGGUGGGACGGGCCCCUCCGGCGAUUGGUUCUUCGGAUUGGCCCAUCCAACGAUCGGCAGUCUACUGCAGAGUUUCCCUAGCUCGAAACGGUGCCCUAACUACAAGGGAAUCAAGAAGGAGCACUUUGCACACAUGGUGGACAAGGCGAACGAUCCGACGCUCAACUACGAGGCCCUGCAGCGGCACAUAACGAUCGCGGCGUAUCACACGAUGCCGGAGAUCAAGGAGGAACCCCCGGACGAACUGUUGGACCACUCGGAUGGGAAUUCGUUUAGUUUGCCCUAAUCGGACCGCGUGCGAAUCGUGGAGCUAACUUGAAAUCUCUAGAUGGAUGUGUGUUUCGAGUGUGAGUGAGUAUAUUGUAAUAAAGUAAAGGGACAAAUUUUAUGAAAAUUAAAACGAUAAAAACGGAA